AUGCCACAAAAAGAUUACAGAAGUCAAACAAGCUGGGAGACUGGAGUGGCCUCCAUGAUGCAAAACAGUCACAGUGGAGUAAACCAGCUGGGAGGUGUGUUUGUGAAUGGGAGACCUUUACCUGAUUCUACCAGGCAGAAGAUAGUGGAGCUGGCACACAGUGGAGCUCGACCCUGUGACAUAUCCAGAAUACUACAGGUGUCUAAUGGCUGUGUGAGUAAGAUCUUGGGCCGGUAUUACGAGACAGGCUCGAUCCGUCCUCGUGCAAUCGGAGGGAGUAAACCCAGGGUGGCCACUCCUGAGGUGGUGGGUAAGAUCGCACAGUACAAGAGAGAGUGUCCGUCCAUCUUCGCCUGGGAGAUCAGAGACCGACUGCUGGCAGAGGGAGUCUGCACCAAUGACAAUAUACCCAGUGUUUCAUCAAUAAAUCGAGUGCUCAGGAACUUGGCCAGUGACAAGCAGCAAAUGGGCACAGUGGGAGCUGAAGGAAUGUUUGACAAACUCAAGAUGCUAAGUGGACAAACUACCUGGGGAGGACGUUCAGGGUGGUAUCCUGGGACUAUACUCACUACCACUGAAUGUUCACAGGCAGAGGGAGGGGAGAACACAAUAUCAGUGAGUUCCAAUGGUGAGGAUUCAGAGGAGACUCAGAUGAGGCUUCAGCUGAAGAGGAAACUGCAGAGAAACAGAACAUCGUUCACACAGGACCAGAUAGACGCACUGGAAAAAGAAUUUGAAAGGACUCAUUAUCCAGAUGUGUUUGCCCGAGAGCGCCUUGCCAACAAAAUAGACCUACCAGAGGCACGGAUACAGGUUUGGUUUUCCAACAGAAGAGCAAAGUGGAGAAGAGAGGAGAAGCUGAGAAAUCAACGUCGUCAGGUGUCCAACUCCUCCAACCAUAUUCCCAUCAGCAGCAGCUUCAACGCCAGUGUUUACCAGACUCUACCACAACCUACUACACCAGUGUCCUUCUCAUCAGGAUCCAUGUUGGGAAGGUCAGAUCCAGUCCUGUCUAACAGCUACAGCCUUCCAGCCAUGCCAAGCUUCAGUAUGGCUGCCAGUUUGCCCAUGCAAGCAUCCAGUCAGACUUCUUAUUCCUGCAUGCUGCCCACCAGCCCAAGUGUAAAUGGAAGAAGCUAUGAGACAUAUACCCCUCCACACAUGCAGCCACACAUCAACAGCCAGUCAAUGCCCUCCUCUGCAACAUCGUCAACAGGUCUGAUUUCCCCUGGUGUCUCAGUUCCAGUCCAAGUUCCAGGAAGUGAAGCCGACAUGUCACAGUACUGGCCACGUCUGCAGUGAUGUCGUCUCUCACAGCAGUGACUCUUGCCUGCAGUGAUCAUCAGCAGUGACUGCAGUAACAGGACUGUAUGAGUCAUCAACGUAUGACCCAUCCCUACUCCACAGCUUGAAUGUCAUAAAAGGACCUGUCAUUGUCACUGAAGCAGACUGCACCACAGCAAAUUAAUAAGGAGAAAUGACUGCUUGCCAGAGAAAACUUUCAAACCAAAAUCUUGAGACAAACAAGACAGAUGGAGUUUGGAUACAAUUCCUUUUGAAGGACUUCUACAGUAUUUACUGGUUACUAUAAACCAGUGCAACUUCAGCUACAAGUGGAUCAAAGGUCUUGAGGAGUUUUCUCUCCACAUCAUCUCCAUCAGCUGCCAUUCAAUGUCUGACUUCUGAGGACACUUUGGCACAAGCUGUAGCCCGAGCUGUACUCAAGAAGCUCAGGAAGGUGGACUGUCCUUUGGUAACAGUAAACUCCAGAUAGGAAAGAACUACUUCAUGUCCAUUUGGACAUUCUGUGGGAAGACAUAUUACCUCCACUUUCAGUUCCUAAUUUAUAUCAUGUUACUGUUUUUUGCAAAAACAAAGAUGCUGACUGAAAUGUUAAAGGAAGAACUUGAAGUGAACUGUCUGCUAUAAAUUUGAUUCAUCAGCAGAUUCCAAAAGCCCUGGCCUAGAAUGUGUACAGAACUUUAGAAUAUGGUGAUAUGUGUUUGGUAUUGUAAAAAUCCUGACAUGGUUUGAACUGCUAACUGGCAUGGAUUCUGAUCUUCAACUGAAAAACUAUGUGUGUUUGUUUUAAUUCCAAAGUUGUUAGGUCUAUCAAUUUUACAGUAAACCAACUUUUGAAAGACUGGAAGCAGAACCAACAACUGGCUAGCUUAUAAAGAGUGAACAUUAGAUUGUGUCUUGGGUAUAAAUCUGUUUCUUAUUUCAAAGUGUAAAGUAUUUGU
Molecule: messenger RNA, 2243 nt
Organism: Thunnus maccoyii (southern bluefin tuna)
Lineage: Eukaryota; Metazoa; Chordata; Actinopteri; Scombriformes; Scombridae
Product: paired box protein Pax-6-like
Exons: 11
Coding region: 1-1302 (433 amino acids)
Biological process (GO): anatomical structure development; regulation of transcription by RNA polymerase II
Molecular function (GO): RNA polymerase II cis-regulatory region sequence-specific DNA binding; DNA-binding transcription factor activity, RNA polymerase II-specific
Source: RefSeq, a predicted model, not a curated record